UUGUCUGAUAUUUCUUUUGUCAGGUAAUUAAUCAAAACAUGAACAUACAGGAAAACACAUUUAAGCUUAAGACAAAUAUAUUAAAUUAUAAUAUAUUAUUUAACUUGAGUUAGGUUUAACGUUGAUUAUAAAGUCGCCGGUUUUGGGAUAGAUCAGAAAAAGCAAGAACAAGUUUUGAGUUUUAUAGAAAGAAAAUAAGAGUGUAAUGGAUGAACUGCAUCGCGAGUUAUUGAAGAAGAGAAGGCCUUACUUGCAGGAAAAUGUCAUCAUGGAGAAUGGAUUACUUAUGAAACUGAAAGAGAAAGGUCUAUUUUCAAACACGAUGAUCGCGAUUAUUCAAGGCGAGAGUGAUCCCGAAAUACAGAUGAACCGGAUGUUAGACAUGAUACCCAAACGAGGCCCGGAAGCAUUCAAUAAAUUUUUGGAAUGUUUAGAGGACGAUUAUCCAUGGGUUGUAAAAAACUUCAAAGAAAAAGAGAUAGAACUUAUAAAUUUCAAUGCAAGAGCGAAUUCGGAUGUAAAUCCAGAAAUAAGACGAGCAGUGAAGGAAUAUAUCCGAGAACUGGCAAGAACUACGAGACUGAAUUUAGCACAGCAGAGGGCAAUGGAAGACUUUCUCUGUAGACAUAUCACCAUAGAUACCAACUUAAACAAUGUUAAACUUCCGGGACACAAACUUUACAACAUUCAUAAACAAUUACUCUCCGUUAUCCCACUAACAGUAUUUGACGAAAGUGACCAAAUGGACUUAAAAGCAACACUACCAGAAAACGUAAGCAUUGACAAAAUAGAAAAAGAAGUAAAACAUUUAAUUGAUCGUGUACACGAGUUAGAAGCACUUAUUGAAACUUGUUAUGAAAAGAUAGGGGAAAGUGAUCGCACCGUCGAUUUACCAGACCUGGUUCAUACUCAGCGUAGACUGCUUUUGCAGAAAGAAAUAGAAAUUCAGGAAUUGAAGAACCAAGUGUCUACACAAAUGCGGAGAAUGAGGUUGACAGUUGAUAAAGCUAGAAAGGCACAGGAGGCUAACCAGAAAAAUGAAGAGGAAAAAGAGGAGUUGGAGAAAUCCUUGGACACGUUAAAGACAAAGAUACAGAAGCUACAAGAGGAGAGACAGAAGAUGGCGAUGAAGAUGGCGUUUGAUGGCAAUUCAAGUAUAGGACCAGCAACAAGUACUGCUCCAUCUUCUCCAAGGUCAAAGUCGUCUAGAUCAACAGAGACCAUUCCAAAGGGCUUAUCUAAAGCACUAGCGAGCCGACGGCAGAGCGAAAGGUUACCAACACGUGCCUUGGAAAGUUGAAUCCGUGUCGAAUCUGAAGUUACUAGUGAUCUCGCAAACAGUUCCACGGUAUUGAUAAACAAAAAGAACGGAAAAACGAAACCAUUAGGCGCACAGUCCGUUUAAAGUAACGCCUCGCGGUAAUGUGACUUUAUACCAUGUCUUGAAAAAUAUUUUUGUGAUAUGUUCACUGUCAAUACAUUUCAUUGUAGUUAGAUUAAAUCCGUGUCGAUUUCGA
Molecule: messenger RNA, 1517 nt
Organism: Mercenaria mercenaria
Lineage: Eukaryota; Metazoa; Mollusca; Bivalvia; Venerida; Veneridae
Exons: 5
Coding region: 206-1300 (364 amino acids)
Biological process (GO): regulation of apoptotic process
Molecular function (GO): protease binding; death domain binding
Source: RefSeq, a predicted model, not a curated record